Penicillium subrubescens is the source of this 1191-nucleotide messenger RNA. Its product is annotated as EVE domain-containing protein. NCBI's taxonomy places the organism in Eukaryota, Fungi, Ascomycota, Eurotiomycetes, Eurotiales, Aspergillaceae. Gene Ontology annotation, molecular function: DNA binding. Bases 1 to 1191 code for a protein of 396 amino acids. Gene Ontology annotation, biological process: regulation of DNA-templated transcription. The transcript has 8 exons. Gene Ontology annotation, cellular component: nucleus; chromatin. The record is from RefSeq and is a predicted model, not a curated record.
AUGCCACCCAAGCGCAAGUCCGAAGGAGCCACGAUGGCAGACGAAAGCGCCAACACACCAUCCAAGCGUGCUCGCAAUGCUGCUACCAAUGCUGUAGCUUCAGGCAAAGGAACCUCCUCGACCGCUGGCAGCCCCCAGAUUGGCGAGAAGAGAAAGCGAGGUCGUCCACGCAAAAGCAUUGAGGAGUCGAUUCCUGAGCCCUCCGAUGAACCUAAGCGCGGACGAGGACGUCCUCGAAAGGUACUCUCCGAAGCGGAUCUUGCUGCAGCAGCUGCAGCUACAGCUUCGCCAGCUGCCAAGAGAGGGCGUGGAAGACCGCGCAAGGAGCCAGGCACCGCGACAGCUACCCCGUCUACAACACCCAAGAAUGGUCGUGGGCGCCCCCGUAAAGAGCCAGGCACAGCCGCAGCUACCUCCACUACAGCUCCUGAGAAGAAAAGUCGCGGGCGUCCCCGCAAGGUUCCUGCGUCUGCACCAACGUCCCCAGCAGUAACGAAGAAAGCCGGCCGCGGGCGACCGCGCAAGAGCCUGCCUACCAAUGGCGCAACAAGUGUCGUUGAGCCCAAAACCAAGGCAAAUGAGGAAACCGAGGGAAGCCUUCCCGACGAGAAGCCGAAACCGAACACCGAAUCUACCACCGAAUUUACCACCGAUAGAGCACCAUUGAAGGACACUGGUCGCUCAUACUGGCUGAUGAAGGCGGAACCGGAGUCGCGCUUGGAGAAGGGGGUCGAUGUCAAGUUCUCGAUUGAUGAUCUGGCUGCUGCGAAGGCGCCAGAGCCCUGGGAUGGAGUGCGCAACCCUGUUGCACGGAAUAUCAUGAAGGAGAUGAAGCAAGGAGAUUAUGCAUUCUUCUAUCACUCCAACUGCAAGGUCCCCGGAGUGGUUGGAGUGAUGGAAAUUGUGAAAGAACACUCGGUUGAUGAAUCCGCCUUUGAUCCCAAGCACCCUUACUACGAUCCCAAGUCCAGCCGCGAUGCUCCCAAGUGGGUGGUGGUGCACGUCGAGUUCCGCCGCAAGUUCGACAAGCAGGUCACGCUGAGCGAUCUCAAGGAGCAUGCCCAGCCUGGCAAGGGCCUCGAAAACCUCCAAACCCUCAAGCAAUCACGGCUCAGUGUAUCCUCGGUGACCCCAGCACAAUGGAAGUACAUCCUCCAACUGGCCGGCGAGGAUCCACAAGCGAAGGCCUAG